Messenger RNA from Pollicipes pollicipes, 2837 nucleotides. RefSeq names its product WD repeat-containing protein 36-like. Gene Ontology annotation, cellular component: small-subunit processome; Pwp2p-containing subcomplex of 90S preribosome. Gene Ontology annotation, molecular function: protein binding. The record is from RefSeq and is a predicted model, not a curated record. NCBI's taxonomy places the organism in Eukaryota, Metazoa, Arthropoda, Thecostraca, Pollicipedomorpha, Pollicipedidae. Gene Ontology annotation, biological process: rRNA processing.
UGGCGCUAUUGUAUGACUUGGGGUCUACGGUUGGAGAGCUGGUGUUUUUGGUGAUUAAAGCAGAGCUCGAGUUUGCAGAUAUCUAUACCAAUAUACUAAGGGGAAAGACUGUGGAAAUAUGUGUGGAACUUGUGUGUAAGAUCGUUGAAUGGCGCGGCAAGCAUUUUCAACUGAGACGUUUAGGGGUGGAGUGGAGGCGCAUAAGUCAUUUUAGGUUAAUAUUUAUGUUAAGUGUUAUGGAACUCAAUUUACCAAGCUAUCAUUUAGUUAUCAUCACCAUGCCAACAUCAAGCAAGAUUUUCAAGGGGUACAGAGCCCUUGGCUUUGUGAGCAACCAUGUGCCAUUGCUGGUUCGCUAUAUCCACAAGAGAAAAGAAAACCUCAUAAUUACAUGCGUUGGGAAGUCAUUCCACACAUAUGGGUUCAACAAGCUUUCACUACUAAGUGUGAGUGAGCCUCAUGAGGGGGACAUUGAAGUAAUGGCGGCAGACAGGACUCUGGUCUACACAGCUGUUGGCUGUACUGUACGAGGCUGGCGCAGAGGCACAGAGCUGGUGCACACAUAUGCUGACCACAAGCAGCCGGUGCACCUGAUGCUGCCGUUCGGACCACACCUGCUCACCGUGGACACAGACAGCACACUCCGCAUGUGGGACAUCAAUGCUGAGGAACUGUACACGGAGCUGACCUUCAGCAACGGCUCGUUCCGCAUCACCAGCCUGCUGCACCCGAGCACGUACCUGAACAAGGUGCUGCUGGGCAGCGAGCAGGGCGCGCUGCAGCUCUGGAACCUUCGCACCUCGCGGCGCGUGCACACGUUCGCCGGCUGGGGCGCAGCUGUCACCGCCCUGGAGCAGGCGCCAGCGGUGGACGUGGCGGCCGUGGGCCUGGCCAGCGGUGACGUCAUCCUGCACAACCUGCGCUUCGACGAGACGCUGAUGCGCUUCCAGCAGGAGUGGGGGCCGGUCACGUCGCUGGCGUUCCGCACCGACGGCCAGCCCGUCAUGGUCUCCGGCAGCACGCAGGGUCACGUGGCGCUCUGGGACCUGGAAGAGCGCAAGCUGCUGGGUCAGAUGUGGGAGGCGCACAACGGCGCCGUCACCGGCAUGGCCGCGCUGCCCUCCGAGCCGCUGCUGGUCACCUCUUCGGCCGAUAACACGCUCAAGGUCUGGAUCUUCGACAUGCCGGACGGCGGCGGUCGUCUUCUGCGUAUGCGUGGCGGCCACUCGGCACCCUCCUCCUUCAUCCGCUUCUACGACGAGCGGGGAAACAUCCUGAGCGCCGGCCAGGACAGCACCAUCCGCGUCUUCUCCUCGGAGAACGACGCUGUCAGCCGCAGCUUCGGCCAGGCCAGCUACAACCGCAAGCUUUCCAAAAAGCGGCGCGCGGGCGUGCAUGACACGCUCAAGAUGCCUCCGGUGGUGGCGCUGGCGUCGGCCACCGUACGCGAGAAGGAGUGGGACAACAUCGCGGCCGUGCACCGCGGCCUCAGCCAGGUCACCACGUGGUCGUUCGACCGUCAACGCAUGGGCGAUCACCGGCUGCAGCCGUCGCGACCCGAGCGGCCGGCGGCGCGCGCCGCCGCCUCGUGUGUGGAUGUUACGGCCUGUGGUAACUUUGUGCUGAUUGGCUACGAAACGGGUCACGUGGAUCGCUACAACAUACAGUCGGGCCUGCCUCGCGGCUCCUACGGGGAUCCAGGUCAUGAGGGCAGCGUGCGCGGCGUGGCGUCGACUGCGCUGGUACACCAGGUGAUGUCGGCUGGCGCCGACUCCCGACUCCGCUUCUGGCGGCUCAAGACGGGCCAGCUGCUGCACACGCUGGGGCUGGACGCUCCCGCCGCUCGACUCGUCCUCCACCGAGAGAGCUCGCUGGCGGCUGUGGCGCUGGACGACUUCUCGGCGUGCGUGGUGGACGCGGACGGCCGGCGCGUGGUGCGCCGCUUCGCCGGCCACGCCGGCCCGCUCACCGACCUGUGCCUCUCGCCGGACGCGCGCUGGCUGCUGACCGCCGGCAUGGACUGCUGCGUACGCGUGUGGAACCUGCCGCAGGCGGCGCUGGUCGACGUGCUGCGCACCGCCACGGCGCCCACCUCGCUCAGCCUCGGCCCGGCCGGCCGGCUGCUCGCCACCACGCACGUGGACGACGCCGGCGUGUACCUCUGGGCCAACCGCACGCUGUUCGACUGGGUGAGCCUGCCGCCGCUGCCGGCCGACUACCUGCCGGCGGUGGCGGCGGCGCCGGGCAGCGCCCCCGACGACGGCCUCCUGCUGACGGCCGAGGAGGCGCAGCAGGAGCCGGAGAAGACGGAGGAGGCCGAGGAGGAGUUCCAGAGCGGGGCGCAGCUGGCUGACCAGCUGGUGACGCUCUCACUGCUGCCGGAGUCGCGCUGGGCGCACCUGCUCAGCGUGGACGCCAUCAGGAAACGGAACAAGCCGAAGGAGCCGCCCAAGGUGCCGAAGUCAGCGCCGUUCUUCCUGCCGACCGUGGCCGGCCUGGCGCCGAAGUUCGAUCUCUCCGCCGAGCCCACAGAUGGCGCGGACGAUUCGGCCCGGAUCCUGCACCUGGGCGCCUUGGCACCGAUCACCGAGCUGGGACGUCUGCUGCUGAAGGCUGAAACGGGCGAACCCGAACAUUACGACGCCGUCAUGGACCUGCUGAAAGGCAUGAGCCCUUGGCAGCUGGACUCGGAGCUGCGGCAGCUGGCGCCGGCGCCGGGCGGCUCUACCAAGCUGCUCCGGCUGUUCCUGGUCACAGUGCAGCGUCAGCUGGACACAGCGAGGGACUUCGAGCUGGCGCAGGCAUACCUCGGCCUCUCCUCAAGGCGCCGACUCUAG